UGAAUUACGAAACCGAUCUCAGGUCUGUUUAACGUCUGCAAGCAACUCAAAGCUCUUUGAAUGAAGUCCCCUUCUUCCGUAUAGCUGGGAAAAAAACAUAUUCCGGAUAUGAUUGUCACCUGAUAACCUGCUCCAGUCGGAGAAAAAGGAUUUUUAGACUUACGAUAUCGUAUCUGUGUCAUAAUGGCAGUAAAUCCACCCAAAAUCAAGGUGCUUCUCAGCGACAGACUUCAAAAACUGAAAACGGCAUUUACUGGAAAGUAUGAAGAAACCCCUCUGUUUUAUGCUUGUGCUCCUGGCAGAGUGAAUUUAAUAGGAGAACACAUUGACUAUUGUGGUUAUGCCGUGCUCCCAAUGGCUAUCGAGCAGAAUAUUCUUGCUGCUGUUUCCAUGAGCAACUCUCAGACAAUCCAACUGGCCAACACUGAUCCCAAAUACAAGGAUUUCACAGUGUCUGUCAGUGAAAUCACCAUAGACCCAGCAAAUCCUCAAUGGCAUUAUUACUUUCUUUGUGGAGUCAAAGGUGUUCAGGAACAGUUGAGCUUGUCUUCUCUGGCUGGGAUUCGGUGUGUUGUGGAUGGAACGAUUCCAGCUAGUUCAGGCCUGUCUAGUUCCAGCGCACUGGUGUGCUGUGCUGGCCUGGUCACAAUGGAAGCCAACCAAAAAUCUGUCUCCAAAGUUUUGUUGGCUGAGACGUGUGCUAAGUGUGAACACUAUAUUGGAACUGAAGGAGGAGGGAUGGAUCAGUCCAUAUCUUUCCUUGCUGAAGAGGGAACUGCAAAGCUGAUAGAGUUCAAUCCCCUGAGGAGCACAGAUGUGAAGCUCCCAGAUGGUGCUGUCUUUGUGAUCGCUAACAGUUGCGUGGAAAUGAACAAGGCAGCCACGUCACACUUCAACAUUAGAGUGGUGGAAUGCCGCAUUGCUACAAAGAUACUGGCUAAAGUCAGAGGCCUGGAUUGGAGCAGCCUUCAGAAGCUGGGAGAACUACAGACACAACUGGGCUCAAGUCUGAGCAAGAUGCUGGAAUUGGUGGAGGAAGUCCUUCACCCUGAGCCUUACAGCAGAGAAGAAAUUUGCAAGAUUCUGGGAAUCACUUCUCAGCAGUUGUGUGACAAUAUCCUGAGUGCUAACACAAAGCAUGUGACACACUUCAGUCUGUACCAGCGGGCCAGGCAUGUGUACAGUGAAGCAGCACGGGUGCUGCAUUUCAAGGCUGUUUGUGAUUCUGCACCCGCUGAUGCUGUUCUGCAGCUUGGUGAGCUAAUGAACCAAAGCCAUACUAGCUGCAGAGACUUGUAUGAGUGUAGCUGCCCAGAGCUGGACCAGCUGGUGGAUAUUUGUCGGGAGGCAGGUGCAGUGGGUUCCAGGUUAACAGGUGCUGGAUGGGGAGGCUGUGCUGUUUCCAUGGUACCCACUGAAAGAAUAGAUUCUUUUCUUCGGACAGUGAAGGACGGCUACUACAUGCCUGAUGCUCGACGUGCAGCUCUGGUAAAGCAGAGCCUUUUUGUAACAAGGCCAGCGGGAGGAGCAGCUAUUUUUACAGAAUUAUAAAAUCUGAUGGAGACCUGUUUUAUUGAUUUUUCAAUCAUGACCAAACUAUCAAUUUUAUUGCUUCCUAUCUUUGCCAUUUAAAGGGAUAACAGUGUAUAUUUCUUUAUCUUGUGUGUCUGAUUCAAUCUAAUUUUGUACAAGCUGGCUGAAGUAUGCAGUGAUUAAAAAAAUUGUGGAAGAUU
This is a messenger RNA of Tachysurus vachellii, 1733 nucleotides long. It is a transcript of the gene galk2, whose product is annotated as galactokinase 2. Gene Ontology annotation, cellular component: cytosol; cytoplasm. The record is from RefSeq and is a predicted model, not a curated record. Gene Ontology annotation, biological process: galactose metabolic process; carbohydrate phosphorylation. NCBI's taxonomy places the organism in Eukaryota, Metazoa, Chordata, Actinopteri, Siluriformes, Bagridae. Bases 184 to 1551 code for a protein of 455 amino acids. Gene Ontology annotation, molecular function: ATP binding; galactokinase activity. The transcript has 10 exons.